AUGAGCCGAGCAGCCUCAUCAACCCCCCUUACAAAGGAUGAUCUCCAACACCUACUGCGCGAGAUAAAAGCAAAUACGACGGCAGAGUUUGACAAACACCUCACUCCCAUAAAAGAAGGCUUAAGUGAUCUGACACACAGAACAACAGCUAUUGAAGAACAAUUAGACUGGACCGCCAUGCGCACCACGGCAAAUAAAAAAGGUCAUAGCCUCCCUAUAGGAUCAAAUCCGCCAGCUGGAGGAGGCCCAGGAGGACCUUAA
Messenger RNA from Pelobates cultripes (western spadefoot toad), 261 nucleotides. The record is from the annotation of a GenBank genome assembly. NCBI's taxonomy places the organism in Eukaryota, Metazoa, Chordata, Amphibia, Anura, Pelobatidae.